Messenger RNA from Euleptes europaea (tarantolino), 663 nucleotides. It is a transcript of the gene ZCCHC10, whose product is annotated as zinc finger CCHC-type containing 10. Bases 21 to 563 code for a protein of 180 amino acids. Gene Ontology annotation, molecular function: nucleic acid binding; zinc ion binding. The record is from RefSeq and is a predicted model, not a curated record. The transcript has 4 exons. NCBI's taxonomy places the organism in Eukaryota, Metazoa, Chordata, Lepidosauria, Squamata, Sphaerodactylidae.
GGCGGAGUUCCCGGCAUGCAAUGUGCGCUCUCGCCCGGCCGGUGGCUAAGAUGGCGACUCCCAUGCAUCGCCUGAUCGCCCGGAGACAGGCGGAGGCAAACAAGCAACAUGUGAGAUGUCAGAAGUGUUUAGAAUUUGGACACUGGACCUAUGAAUGUACAGGGAAAAGAAAAUACCUUCACAGACCAUCGAGGACAACCGAGUUAAAAAAAGCACUGAAAGAAAAAGAGAAGCAACUAUUACAACAAAGCUCUGGAGAAAGUACCACAGACAGGAAGAGCAAGAAGAAAAGGUCCAAAAGUGUGACAAGUUCCAGCAGUAGCAGCAGCAGCGUCAGUUCUGCUAGUGAGUCGUCUUCUGAAAGUGACGAUUCUUCCUCCUCCUCUUCUGAUGACAGUGACAGCGACGAAAGCACUUCCACUUCCUCCUCCUCCCCUUCUUCAAGUAGUUCUUCCAGCUCUUCUGACUUUGAAACAGAUUCCAGUUCCUCCAGUAGCAGCAGCAGUACCAGCACAGACAGCAGCACAGAUGAUGAGCCACCAAAGAAAAAGAAGAAGACAUAGUUUUGAUGCAGGGUCAGAACUCUGGUGUUGGUGUUGAAAAAUUAAAUGGCAUUUAAAAUUGCGUUUAUGGCCAAACAAAACGAGCAGGUCAAUCUUUACA